ACCAACACACACACAUACAAAUUAAAAUUUCCCACAGCUAGAUUCAUGAGGAGCACAUGAUCACCGUAUGUGCAAAUAUUGAAAGACAAAAUGUAUUUAAACAGUCUCAACAGCUAAAUGGUAUCAAUCUGGUAGCAUACAGAACCUAACAAGCAUCUGCAUAAACAAGAUGAAGCUCUGCAUUCUGCUUGUGUUUGGGACCCUGUUUGUCGUCAUUAACGGUAUGCCGCCAAUCAGCAGGGACUACAACACACACUGCCGGUGCCUGCAGGUGGAGUCGAGGAUCAUCCCUCCAGACAAUUUGAGGAGCAUCAAAAUCUUCCCUGAAGGGCCGCACUGCCCGGAAACAGAAGUCAUAGCCGGGCUGGCCAGUGGGGUGAAGGUCUGCCUGAACCCUCGGUCCUCCUGGGUGAAAAAGCUGAUCCACUUUGUCCUUGAGAAACAGUUACAUCAGCAGGAAGGAGCACUUCCCAAGAAUGAAGCAUAAAAUCAUGGUGCAUGCUAAGAAAGAUGUUGCAAUUAAAGCUGUUAAGAGUAACUAAUUUCUGCAACUACGAGCCAAGCUGUUUUACUUUAGUAAAUAAAAAGUGAUUAAAUUAAUAUUUAACCCAGUCUGUGUAACUUUUAAUAACUUCUUUAUGUAGUUAGUGUUAUUUCAGCUUCAUUGUGUCUUUUACAUUGUAUUUCCAAUGUUUUUCACAAAAUAUUUGACACAUUUAAAAAAAAAAAAAGACUGAUUCUGGAUUUAUAUUGUUGUAAGUGUAAGAAAGAGCAUACAAAUGCAGAUAAGUAUGUGAUUAUGUUCGGUAGGAAAUGGAAAGUUACCAAUCAGCUGUAUGUAAAAGACUUUGUGUGCAUAAGGUAUUUAAUUUU
Micropterus salmoides (largemouth bass) is the source of this 873-nucleotide messenger RNA. It is a transcript of the gene cxcl19, whose product is annotated as chemokine (C-X-C motif) ligand 19. The transcript has 3 exons. NCBI's taxonomy places the organism in Eukaryota, Metazoa, Chordata, Actinopteri, Centrarchiformes, Centrarchidae. The record is from RefSeq and is a predicted model, not a curated record. Gene Ontology annotation, cellular component: extracellular region. Gene Ontology annotation, molecular function: CXCR chemokine receptor binding; chemokine activity. Gene Ontology annotation, biological process: cellular response to lipopolysaccharide; neutrophil chemotaxis; chemokine-mediated signaling pathway. The coding region runs from base 170 to 487 and encodes 105 amino acids.